CGCGCGAGUGUGCCGUCUAGUCGCGCGCGUCGCACGUGCCACCCCGUGACGAGUCUGUGACGAGUCCGUGACCAGUCUGUGACGCACCGCCAUGAGGAUACUCGUUCUACUAGUCAGUGUCGCGUGUGUCAGUGGGGUGUCCCUGGUCGCCGCCGCCCCCGGAGCCCUGCCCCCGCCAGUCGCAGCCCCCGCGCCGACGAGCGGCGACUACGGCCUGCCGUACGGGGUGCCGCAGACCGCGGGCUUCGGGCCGCAGCCCCAGGACAACCUGGCGCCGCCCGCCUCCCUGCACCGCGGCCACCACUACGCCCCGCUCGACCAGGUGUCCAUGGGGUCGGAGCACGUCGACCACGCCGGGCCGCUGGACGCCGGCGGCUCGGCCCACGACGGCAGCCUCGCCGGGCCGCAGGGCCCGCUGUACCAGCCGCAGGGCCCCGGCCAGUGGAAGAAGAAGCUGACGUGGAAGGCCGAGCAGAAGCAGGAGUGGAAGACCGUCCCCAAGGUGGUGCGCGGCAAGCCCGAGUGGAAGCAGGUCCAGGUGGAGCACUGCGAGCCGACGCAAGUGCAGGUGUGGAAGGACGUGCAGGUGCCCGAGUGGAAGAGCGUCAAGAAGCCCGUCUGGAAGGACGUGCACGUGCAGGCCUGGAAGCAGACGCUGGUGCCCGAGUGGAAGACCAUCAAGAUCCCCGAGUGGAAGGAGAUCGAGAUGCCCGCCUGGAAGGACGAGAUGGUCCAGGAGGACAAGAAGGUGUGGGUGCCCGAGUGGAGCGAGGAGUGGGUGCCGGACGCCGCCAGCCCGCACGGCGGCAACUGGAAGAAGAAGAUGAUUUGGAAGCAGAUCUGGCAGAAGGAGUGGCGGACCGAGAAGAAGCGCAUCUGGGUCAAGGAGAAGCGGCCCGUGUGGCGCGAGGAGUCGCUCAAGAUCAACAAGGUGGAGAGCAAGCAGCUGGUGUGGGUGCCGGACAAGAAGAUGGAGUGGCGCGACGAGAUGGUGCAGGGCUGGCGCACGGAGCAGCGGCCCAUCUGGGUGCAGGAGAAGCGCUGCGAGUGGCGGGACCAGUGGAAGCAGGUCAUCCCAAACACCGUCGUCGACGAGCAGGUGCCCGAGUGGCGCACGGUGUGGCGGCCCGUCUGGGAGUCGGUGUGGGAGCCGGGGCCCCCUGGCGCCGACGCGGCCGCCGCCACCGUGGACCCCGUCGUGGCGGCCGUCCCCGGGCCGGGGCUGGGGGGCCUGCCCGCGCUGCAGGGCGGGCCGCACGCCGAGCCGCCGGGCCCCCUGCCCGUCUCGGCCGCCACCCACACGCCGCACACGCCGCACACGGGCCACGGCUGGGCGGGCGGGCGCUGA
Molecule: messenger RNA, 1348 nt
Organism: Thrips palmi
Lineage: Eukaryota; Metazoa; Arthropoda; Insecta; Thysanoptera; Thripidae
Exons: 5
Coding region: 92-1348 (418 amino acids)
Source: RefSeq, a predicted model, not a curated record